AUGGCGCACGGAACGCUGGGGCCUGAUACUGUUAUCAACAGCAUCCACGACAAAAGAAUACCAGGGGCACUCAAUGGCAACCUCAUCAACGACACUCUCCUUCCUGUACACAUCCCAGAGACAGUCGCAACACCCGCAAACAAAGACACGCCCUCGCUCUUCUCCCUGAAGAACACCACCACUCUCGUGACAGGAGCGGCCCGUGGGCUCGGUAUCACAUUAGCAGGUGCUGUGCUUGAGUCGGGUGGUCAUGUGGCCUGUGUUGACAUCCUCGAUGAGCCCGUGGGCCCAGAAUGGGAGGCUUUACAAAAGCGAUCAAAAGCGAACUCGCUCUCCUUGUCCUAUUACCAGUGCGACAUCACCGAUGAGGGACCAAUGCAAAGGGUUUUCGAUCUCGUUGCCAUUGAGGCCCGGCAGAGAUCCGCCCCUUUCAGAGGGACAAUAGCCUGUGCCGGCAUCCAGCAGAAACUGCCCGCGCUGGACUAUCCAGCGCAAGAUUUUGAACGAAUCCUCAAGGUCAAUGUCACAGGUGCAUUUGUCACCGCAAAGUAUGCGGCGAAGAAGAUGGUGGAGCACGGCGUCUCUGGAAGCAUUGUCAUGGUAGCUUCGAUGUCUGGGAGUAUCGCCAACAGGGGCCUUACUUGUUCCGCCUACAACUCGAGCAAAGCUGCAGUCCAGCAAAUGACCCGCUCGCUGGCACAAGAGUGGGGACAGUAUGGUAUCAGGGUCAACUCGCUUUCCCCAGGGUACAUUCGCACCGCCAUGACAGACGCGUUGCUGCAAGCGGAGCCCCAGGUCGAGGAGAAGUGGAUGGCUGGGGCGCUAUUAGGUCGUUUAGGAGCGCCUGAGGAUUUCAAGGCCCCGACUGUUUUUCUCCUAGGUGCCGGUAGUAGUUUCAUGACGGGUGCAGAUCUGCGAUCUCACCCUGUCGGUAGCGGAGGUCAGAUUCGGGACAGUCCUGUCGUUCAACUGCUGAUGCGAACAGAAUACACCAUGAUUGCUGCAAGGCCAAACUCGAACUCGGGGCAUAAACGGUCCCGGACAGGAUGCAUGAACUGUCGUCGCAAGAAGAAGAAAUGCGACGAAGGGAAGCCCACUUGUUACAACUGCGUCAAAACAUCAGAGAAAUGCACAUGGGGUCGGCCGCUGAGCUUCCUGCCGCAAAACGCCUUCACCAUCAACGAAGAUUCAACUCCUGCGAACAUGUGUGGGCUGAUGGACUACCAUGACGGGGUGGGAGGUGGCGGCUCGGUGUCAAGCGACAGCCAAGAGCCUGCUGUAGCGGGACAAGGGAUGCACAGUCAGUAUCUGGAUCUGGUGUCACGAUCUUCACCAGCAGGCAUGCCCUACGGAGCCGCUUCCCCGGAGCUUGAAGCCAGCGAACCCACGGCCAAGCGCUUCAUCUCGACUAUAAGUCCUGUCUCCUCAGAUUUCGCGCCAGGCAGACCCUCAAUACGGCAGGACCUGGCAGCGGCGACCACGACGUUCACGUCGCUGCCGCCCUAUGCUGGAGGUGCCCACACAACACCGGAGCAGGGGCAAUCUCAGAUGGAAUCCUGCCGGAGCCUCCGCAGUUUAAGGUUCUCUUUCGAUGCUGUUGACAAUGCCGGCCAACUCACGGCACCUGUGGAAUUCAGUCCAGCCUUCGAGCUCUCGCCAGAACUACUUCUCGAUGACGGCAUCUUUAUUCCUGGAUCGACUUAUCAAGAACUCCACUCCACGCUGCGGCAUAACAUGUUGAGCACGGCAAGAUCGAAAGAGGCGAGCCGUCAGCCAAGUCAAGAACGCGAUGCGCAUGGCGUCCAACCAGUCGGUCAUGCUACAACACAUACAGACUCCCAGGCUCGCGGGCAAAGCCAGCCGAAUCAGUCAGACCCAUCCGAGGUCGAGGUGGUUCUGAGCGCCGAGCAAGAGUACCGUCUCUGGAAGAACUGGAUUGAUGAAAUCGCCCACUGGCUGGAUAAGUUUGACCGGGAUCGUCAUUUUGGCCAGACGCUGCCGGUGAUGGCGAAGACAUGCGCUCAUUUGCGGUAUGCCAUGCUCGCACUCAGCGCACGGCAACUGGAGAGGAAAGACAAGUCAAUCCCGGCGGCCCUCACACUGUCACUGUACUCCGCGGCGGUGCACUUGCUACUCGCGCAGCUGCAUCUCCGCAACACCCCCGUGCUCGCUUCUUGCGUGGUCAUUUGCGUGCUGGAAAUGAUGAGCUGUUCUCCCAAAGCAUGGCGGCGGCAUCUCGACGGCUGUGCCUGUCUCAUCCGGUCGAUGCACAUCUACGGCGACAGUGAGGGGAUCGAACGGGCACUUUUCUGGUGUUUUGCCAGAAUGGACGUCUGCGGCGGCCUCAUCAGCAAAGAACGAACGCUCAUCCCGGUUGCCGAGUGGACUUCGGAGCCGUCUUUCGACGCCGCCGUCAAAUUCUUUUCGUCGCGUCCGACUGUCGACUGGAGUGCCUGCUAUGCCUCGUACCUCAGCGCGUCCACCAUCGAUCUUCUCUUCGCAUCGACUACUUACGAGGAUCCUCGCACACCUCCGGGCUGGUCUAAGCAUGACCCCUCGUUCCCCCAGAGAUGGAGCAGACUCUUUGGCGUGAUUGAACAGUGGUACGAGAAUCGUCCGCCAGAGAUGCUGCCCCUCGUCACCCACAGCGCCACGAGCAGCCAACCAUUUCCGACCUUGCUGUUUGGCAGUGGCGCGGCCACCUCUGGGAACCAGCUCCAUCACGCCGCCGCGAUGCUAAUGCUCCAGUACAUUCCGCGACACCUCAAGUGCCCCCCUUCGCACUCACUGUUGUGGCACGCGCGUCGAGUUUGUGCCAUUUCCAUAUGCAAUGAGCACCAUGGCUCGUGGACAAAUUCCAUCCAGCUCCUCUGGAUGGCAGGCCAGUUCAUGAGUCAUCCCACAGAGCAUCAGGCUAUCAUAGACAUCUACGCACGCAUCGAGAAAGAGACAGGGUGGGGUGCAACAUGGAGAGCUGAUGAUCUCAAACAAUUUUGGGGUGAGAUCGAUUGA
Messenger RNA from Exophiala oligosperma, 3012 nucleotides. RefSeq lists its product as uncharacterized. The record is from RefSeq and is a predicted model, not a curated record. Gene Ontology annotation, molecular function: DNA-binding transcription factor activity, RNA polymerase II-specific; oxidoreductase activity, acting on NAD(P)H, oxygen as acceptor; zinc ion binding. NCBI's taxonomy places the organism in Eukaryota, Fungi, Ascomycota, Eurotiomycetes, Chaetothyriales, Herpotrichiellaceae. Gene Ontology annotation, cellular component: intracellular anatomical structure. Gene Ontology annotation, biological process: regulation of DNA-templated transcription. Bases 1 to 3012 code for a protein of 1003 amino acids. The transcript has 3 exons.